AUGGCAUCUCAUGGUUCUGUUCCGUCCGACGAUGAGAGCGAUACUAGCCCAAGCCAUUCUGAGGUUUUUUCGGACCACGCUUCCGACACUGAUUCCUCCACCGAGCCCAGCGUGUUCGACUUAAGUAGCGAGUCUGAAGACGAGUCCGAAGAUGAGUCUGAAGAUGAGCUGGUAUCGGAAGAUGAAGAGGAGCAACUUCCACCAGAAUACUACCUCCACGAAGCCGAGUUCUGCAAAGGCAUGAAGCGCGAUCCGAAGUGGUGGCAUCUAAUCUAUAAGGCCGAGGUUGGGCAUGAGCUUAGCAAAGAUGUCUAUGUUAAGAUCCGUGACGUGCUUGCGAUAGUUGCGACAGAAAAACGUCUUUCUCUGAAAGGUCGACCGAAAGCGACUAUGUAUGUCGAAGAUGUAGCCGAGUUUGCACGAGUGAUUCUUUCCACAACAGAGAUGACCUUUCCUUGUGGCUGCCGUCCGGGGGCACUAUUGAAACUUCGCUUCCAGGACCUCAAGUUGACAUUAGUACGAGAUCCAAAUGGUGGACGACCCCGACUGUUCAUUUAUUUGAGGCCAGAAUUCACAAAAACAUUUCUUGGCGCGAAAGAGUCGAAUACGUUCCCAAUUCCGGAAAUUAUCUUUGAUCCCACCCUGGUUCUCAGUCCUUAUGUUUUUCUGUUGGGUAUGCUCUUUAGGAUUGGCGCAUUCAAAAGUCUGUCUAAAGACGGCCCUGUGAUGGAUUGCCCUAAGAAAUUGUACCGUCUCCGGGUCCUCCAUGGACUUGCAUUACGGGAGCCUGGUGGGAUUCGAAUCGCACUAGAAGAAAAACUUACCAAGGGAUGGCUGAGUUACCGAAUGAAACGAGGUAGUGAAAUUACAGGUUUCGCGGAAGUCGCAAAGCCCUAUUACCUCCGAUACGGUGUAGCAAAAGCGUUCAACGAUAGCUCGGAUGUGUCCAAUGAACUACAGAACGUGAUGCUGCAGCAUGCUAGUAUCGACACUUUUGUUCGGCACUAUAGCGUGGAGGAUUCGAGCUGUAUCAAUGACAUUCCCCGUGUCCGCACUCUAGAAGAGAGGAAGCAGGCUGCAUUACAGCGGGAGUUUGGUGAUAAUCUUUCACGGAGAAACUCCCCUUAUUUCCGAAUGAUCCACGAGCAGUAUGAUCGCUUAGUUAAGCAACUACGGAACGAGAAAGGGUGGCAACGGAACCGCUUGAUUCGUGAGAAUCUGGAGCGUUACAAGAACGAGCAGCCAGUGAUCGACAGCGAACGGCAACUUUCCGGAAAGGUUGUGGACGAAGAAGUAUUAGUUACGCUGGAGCGAACAGGCUAUAUGACACCGCAACAUAUGACACUUAUCGACACUGUCCUGACCAUGCCGGGUACGACGAUUGAGAAAGAAUAUGAGCGUCGAAUUGCUGCAAUCAAUGCAGUGAUUGCGGUCUAUGAUACAGAAGAGGGUGCACCCUCGCGGUCUCGUGUCACCCCAAAACGCUCCGCCGAUGCUAUCGAUAUGCUACCGGCUGCCCCCCUGCCUAAAAGGCAGAAUUCAACCCCUUCAGAUAAGAGCGACGAUAUUUUUUCCAAGGCCAUCGCUUCGGUUUACGUCAAAUCUCCAAAAGAGAGACCAACGAUCUGCUUUAUUUGCCUUGGUUCCCCUAGACUGCCACAAAACGAACGCUUGAUGAUAUACAAGAACUCUGGAUCUCUGAGCCGACACUUCGUCAACAAGCAUAUCAAGCCGUUUUCAAAUGACAUGCGCUGGUGCAUGGAACUGUCUCACGCUCUUCUAAAGCAGCCCUUGGGCUGA
Messenger RNA from Penicillium samsonianum, 1800 nucleotides. RefSeq lists its product as uncharacterized. Lineage: Eukaryota; Fungi; Ascomycota; Eurotiomycetes; Eurotiales; Aspergillaceae. The transcript has 12 exons. Bases 1 to 1800 code for a protein of 599 amino acids. The record is from RefSeq and is a predicted model, not a curated record.